AUGUUCUAUAGCGAAUAAUAAAUUCCCCACUGCGAUGACUUAAUAAGUGGCCACUCGAGUAAGGGAAAGUAUUGGCGAGCCUUCGCUUGUAGCGACCGCGUCGUCCAAGGUGACUAACAUUACUUAAUCGGUGUCUACAUCAUGAAGGUGCUGAGUGUGUUGUGUGUUUUCGCUGUGAUAUCGCAAUGCGUAUGCGCACCCUACGAUCCUGAGGAUGAGGUAUUAAAGACAGUGCUGCCUUCGAAUGGGCAAUUCGAGGCUUUCUACCCAAGAGUAGCGCACGGCGUGCCGAACGGGUCAUCGCGACCUGCGCAUGGUCAUGGUAGCUUCUACAAACACCGUAACCCUGCAUUGGUUGAUGUUAAAAACGCAGCCGCUUACGGAUUCCGAUUCGAUGGUGGGAGGAGAUUCAAUUUCGAUGACGAAUAAACAUAUAUAUUUAUUAAAUAAAUGUUUUGUUGUGUGCUA
This is a messenger RNA of Pieris napi, 468 nucleotides long. RefSeq lists its product as uncharacterized. Lineage: Eukaryota; Metazoa; Arthropoda; Insecta; Lepidoptera; Pieridae. The transcript is spliced from 2 exons. The record is from RefSeq and is a predicted model, not a curated record. The coding region runs from base 142 to 429 and encodes 95 amino acids.